AGUAAAAGUAGUUGCCCAUGAAUUUCCUAUUAUGUUUGACUGACAUUUCAAAAUUGUGUUUUCAUCUUGCUUACAAGUUUUUUGGCACCGGAAGGAAAGACGGGGAUUUUAUACAAGCACUUUUUGGCCAAUAAAUGGUGACGAGCCGAGGCUCCGACAGCGAAGACCUCAGACCUCCGUCUAAUUCGAAUCAGACUUUCAAGCUGGAAUCAGCGCCAUGAAUUGCUUUGCAUAUGCGGUUGAGUUUGCCCACGACGAGAACCUCUUGAAGAGUCAUGCGAAUGUGUCUCACCUGUCUGAAUUCCUGGCCUUGCUCACCCUGGAGACCGCCAAAGAAGACGAUGAGGACUUCCAUAUUUUUCAAGAGAAGCUACUGCAACUCAAGCGAGAGGCUGACCGACUAGACUCAAAAUUGAAUUCACCCGAUUAUUACACCCAGAAGGAGGAAUUAAUCUUCAAGGUCGUAUGCGAAAUUAAGGGUAUUGACCAUGAAAAGUGGCUCAGGGACGAACAGGGAUUUGACUACGACGCUUCGCUCGGCGAUUUUCUGGAGGACGAGUUUGUCUGCGAUGAAGUUUGACAAAUCGACACUUGAAUUUAAGCUCAUAGCUCGAAGCUUUUAUUAAUUUUAAUAAACAUUUAUAUUUAAUAAUCAA
Messenger RNA from Drosophila elegans, 656 nucleotides. RefSeq lists its product as uncharacterized. The transcript has 3 exons. The record is from RefSeq and is a predicted model, not a curated record. Bases 218 to 580 code for a protein of 120 amino acids. NCBI's taxonomy places the organism in Eukaryota, Metazoa, Arthropoda, Insecta, Diptera, Drosophilidae.